Debaryomyces fabryi is the source of this 1422-nucleotide messenger RNA. Its product is annotated as aspartate/glutamate transporter. Gene Ontology annotation, biological process: amino acid transmembrane transport. Gene Ontology annotation, cellular component: fungal-type vacuole membrane. The record is from RefSeq and is a predicted model, not a curated record. Gene Ontology annotation, molecular function: L-arginine transmembrane transporter activity; L-lysine transmembrane transporter activity; L-serine transmembrane transporter activity. Bases 1 to 1422 code for a protein of 473 amino acids. The transcript has a single exon. Lineage: Eukaryota; Fungi; Ascomycota; Pichiomycetes; Serinales; Debaryomycetaceae.
AUGGGUACAGCAAGUAUUAAGUCUGGUACCAUUAACUUGCUUAACACAAUCGUGGGAGCAGGUAUUCUUGCCAUGCCAUUUGGGUUGAAGAGUAAUGGGUUAUUAUUCGGGUGUCUUUUGAUUGUCUGGUCGUCGCUUACAUCUUCAUUUGGGUUGUAUUUGCAAAACAAGGUGGCCAAAUAUACGCAACAACAAGAAGCAGUUUCGUAUUUCAGUUUAGCACAAUUAACGUAUCCACAAUUGUCGAUAAUCUUUGAUAGCGCAAUCGCGAUUAAAUGCUUUGGGGUUGGAGUUAGUUAUUUGGUAGUCAUUGGUGAUUUGAUGCCAAAAAUAAUGGAGAGUUUACAUGUUAGUAAUGAUAGUUUGUUGAUGGCCAGAAAUUUGUGGAUUACUGUUUUUAUGGUGUGCAUAGUUAUUCCGUUCUCUUAUUUGAAGAAAUUAGAUUCGUUGAAAUACACAUCGGUCGUGGCAUUAUUUUCGGUGGUGUAUUUGAUUUGUCUUGUUGUAUCACAUUUUGUUGUUAGGGAUAUUCCUGUGGAGAGCAUUAAGGUUGACUGGGUAGGGCCGGUGUCUGUGAAGUCUACAUUGGCAUCGUUCCCUAUAUUUGUGUUCGCAUAUACGUGCCACCAAAACAUGUUUGCUAUUAUCAACGAAUUAAAACCUAAUGAAAAAGAGGGUUCACAAACAAGACAAUCGAAUGUUAUCAUUAGAAAUGCCAUUUUGACUGCUUGUAUUUCAUAUUUGAUUGUUGGAGUUGCUGGUUAUUUGACCUUCGGUAAAUCUGUGGGGGGUAACAUCAUCAGUAUGUACCCUAAGGACUCAAUCCUGUCCUUAAUUGGAAGAUUAUGCAUUGUUAUUAUGGUGAGUUUAUCAUACCCCUUGCAAUGCCAUCCAUGUAGAGGAUCGAUUAACCAUGUCAUUUUUUUUAUCAAGAAUGGGUUUAAGGCAAACCUGAAGGCUAAACGUUCAGGAAAUGCUCCAGAGUAUACAUCUUUAGCGUCCGAUGCUGAAUCGCAGUCUGAUUCUCAGGUUGAAUCCCUUGCUGACGAAACUUUUAUUUCCACAACUCCAGUAGAGGGUGCACAAGAUUCAGACGGUCAUUAUCCAAUUGUUGUAAAGUUGUCGUCGAAAAUGUUUUACAUUAUCACGACAUCAAUCCUUGUUUUAUCAUACCUUGUGGCGAUUACCGUCACAUCAUUGGAACAUGUGUUAGCAUUUGUUGGAUCAACAGGGUCAACCUCAAUUUCAUUCAUAUUACCAGGAUUAUUUGGAUACUUGUUGAUUAAACCAAUCAAUGGAGCCACCGAAUUGGACAGAGUUGAGCGUAUCUGCAAAUUCGGAGGAUUAGCAUUAGCCAUAUGGGGUGUAACAGUCAUGUUUGUAUGCUUAGGUGCAACGAUAUUUUUAGGUGCCAAGGAAUAG